Messenger RNA from Candidula unifasciata, 1287 nucleotides. The record is from the annotation of a GenBank genome assembly. NCBI's taxonomy places the organism in Eukaryota, Metazoa, Mollusca, Gastropoda, Stylommatophora, Geomitridae.
AUGGACCGGUGUUUGAAAGGCGAGUUCGGCCGCUGGGAUCGUCGUCAUUCGAAACAAGAUCAGAUCAUAGAGACUUUACUUAGCAAAGACAAGAUGGAAGAUAAAGAAGACGAAGAAUCUAGUAAAGAGAAAAUAAAUUUUACAAAGCCAGAGAUCCUUAUACCGGCACCAGAUCCUCUAAGUGUACAUUUCAACAAUGUGUGCAACGUCUACAGCCAUUCGGCUCCUAAUUCUCCACUGAACAGACGUAAUCACUAUUCUUUACCGAUAAACUUCAACUCCGAUGAGGAAGAAGAAUACGAACUUGAAAAUGAGGAACUGUCGGAUAAAACCAACGAUGAAGAAGAAAAUGACACCUCAGGAUCAUCAAAUUCUGACACUGUUACAAUUCGUCUGCAUCCCCCCACUCCCAAAGUUAGGAGUAUCCACGGCGAUACACUCAACGUUGACAGUUAUUGCUGCGAGAAGCUGCGAACGUGCAAUACUCAAAAUGUUAUUAGUUUAAGCGUCCCCAGCCAAACUAACACAAAAACAGAACAUUUGAAUGGACACAUUAAUUUCCGGAGCAGCAGCAGUAGCAGCAACUGCAGUAACAAACAAAUCAUCAACUCGCUGGCAAACGGUACCAGCUUCCAAAGCGUGUCUCAAGCCAGCACUUCUCCAGUCCCAGAUUUCCUGAUUUCUAGCGAAGGGGAACUGACUCUCGAAGAGACUGACGACACUCUAGAAGACGUUCCCAGAGAUCAACAGAUGAAGCUUCGUCGCCCAAACCAACUCCAGUCUCACUACCGGUUUAACAGAACGCCGUCUCCUAGCAACCAAUACCACGAUUCCCACUACAAGUCCAAAAGAACUAAUAGAAAUACAUUCCGGAUCCAUCGAGGAAAAGAUUCCGUUAAACAUAUCCUGUCCUCAAAAACUGCUUCAAAUGAAAGGAAAGCUUCUAAAGUAUUAGGAAUAAUUUUCAUUGUGUUUGUAAUUCUUUGGACACCGUUUUUUGCUGUUAAUAUAAUUAAUGCGGCAUGUGAAACAUGUAUGGACAAUUUUAACAAAGAAUUGAUGUCACUGUUUCUAUGGAUGGGCUAUAUUGCAUCUCUUGCCAACCCGAUAAUCUAUACCAUGUUCAACACGGCUUUCAGGCGGGCGUUCAUUAAAAUACUGACGUGUAAGAUACGGCGGUCGUUUAGGAGUGCGACAUGUGAAUCACAAUAUAUGAGUUACACCACCAUGUUGGCGAGUGAAAGGCGGAACACUGUCACUGUUGUACUAAGGGACGAGUCAAGAUAG